AGCGGCAACUUCUUCAAACCCAUACAAGUGUGAGAACACACUUCUAACGGGCGGAGGAGAGCCAUGGCAGCGCGGAUGUGCGUGCUACCAGAAAGCUGAUUUCUAUUGUUGGGAAUGCGCGAAACGCAUGAGGAGCAAACGCAAAGAGCGCACCGUACACGUGAAGCGCAGCGCCUGGGAGAAACGAGGCGGAGUGAAGAGACACGACCCUGUAGUUAGUUUCCCACCUCGUCUUCCAUUUCUCUUGCAGACUGGACUUAUUUCGGAAAAAGCAAAAAUACAGAUUAGAGUGAAGAAACGGGAUUAAUCCGAGGGAACUCGGGCGAUCUCACGAUGAAGAAGAACAAUUCGGCGAAGCGGGUACGAGCCCCAAAGGAGUGGGCGCUAUUGUCACUGUGGCUUUAACUAAUGCUCGUCUUUGUGCUUUAACACUUUGUCUCUGGAUACAUUUGGGAAACACAUACUGAUGCUCGAUCUGCUCGGUUAUGCGCCAUUAUAGCGUUUAUUUGUACGUGUGGAUUGCUGGACUCCAUCACUAAUACCCAUUUGUUAUUGCAGAACUGACGUUUUCCAUCAAAGCUUUUUCCCCCCACUUUCCAUCAUUUGCACGUUUUUGUUGUUUCAUGCCUGAAUUAGUGGACUACAUAAAGUAAAGAGCCAUUGUGUGAUCGCUUGUGGAAAGUUCAGCACUGACUCAAGCUCGCAGUUGGUGUUGCACAAAGAAUGGGACGAUCUCCAUGACAAAGGCAAUGGCUUUGCAGGACUCCAGCCAGCAGCCUGCUCAACCCGACAAAGUGGGAUGGAUUCGCAAGUACUGUGGCAAAGGCCUUUUCAGGGAGAUCUGGAAAAACAGAUAUGUGGUGCUGAAAGGAGACAAGCUGUACAUCUCGGAGAAAGAGGUGAAGGAUGAGAAGAAAAUUCAGGAGGUGGUGGACCUUACAGACUACGAGAGGUCUGAGGAGCUUCGGAAGGCAAAGAGUCGGACCAAGAAAAAUCACAGCAAGUUCACACUGCUGUGCGCCCGCCAACCAGGCAACACAGUUCCAAAUCUGGUCUUCCUGGCUGUCAGUCCAGAGGAAAAAGAGUCAUGGAUCAAUGCCUUGAACAUAGCCAUCACCAGGGGCAAGAACCGCAUUCUGGACGAGAGUCGACUUGCUACUUGCACUUCUCAUACACUCAUCAGGAGAGGAAAGGAUGGAGAGGAUGGAGUCAGCACACAAAGCCAGGUUACAGUGGAAGGUGAAAGCUGUUUGGUUCAUCCCACGCGAGACCGAGCUAAAAUCCCACACACACGCAGACUUCCCACCCGCGGGCACCUUUUGGCUGUGGCCUCAACAUCUACAUCAGAUGGCAUGCUGACCCUUGACCUCAUUCAGGAAGAAGAUACACCAUCUCCUAAGGCACAGGACCAGAAGAAACCUGCAAACUCCAGAGUGGAUACCAGUAAACUUCUACCUUCUGAUUCUGAGGCUACAGUCAAAUCUCAGAGCUUGCCACGCAAAAGUGAAAGCGCUUGGACCUGGAGCGAGAGCCAAGCACAAACCCCUGGGGCUGGAAAGAAGUUCCGAUCUGCGGACAAGAACCGUUGCGCCUCCAUGGAUGAGAUCCUCUCUCACUCGGAUGCUAAGAGAUCAAUCCCACACUGCUCUGCCUCAGCCCCCGCACACUCCAUCUGCCAGCUACAGGAGCUCAUCUUGUUAAAACUGGAGAGAACUCAGGAGCUGCUGUGUGAGGCGCAAGGUCACAGCCAGGUUCGUGGUGCAAAUUCUGCCCCUGGCAAGGAGGCGGAACGUCUGCUGGAGGAGGCGGCAAGUGCCUGGGGGCAGGCCAGGGAUGUGCUGGAGGAGGUGAAGGAAAUCAGAGUGCUGUGCAGGCAGCUGGAGGAGGUCUCCUGCCCCAGUGACAAGCUGAAGAGCCCACAACAAAAUCAAUACAGGAAGAGCAUGAUGUGAAGAUGUGGACAAGGUGAUGCAGUAAGGCCUGGUGAUGCAGCUAAUGGACUUAAAAAUGAACAACUUUCUGGCCCGUAAAAGACUAACCUGUUUAUGAUUUGGGGAGUUAUGGCUCUUAUUUGUCAGGCUACACACCUUCAGCAUUGUCCCAGCUUGUCAGAAGUCUUACUAAACGUUAAAGAGUGUUUAAAUACACAUUCACUCUUCUGCAACCAUCUACAAUGGUUUUAUAUUACAAAACCCCUAGCAGUCUCAUCCUGGAACAUCUGAAAUGAUGACACUUAUAGCACAUAACAGAAAUCACUGAGAGACCUUACUUAUUUUGCAGAAAUUGUUUGGUUAUGAUGCCACACUAUGCCUGAAUUUUGUGAAUUUCCUCAAAGGACUCACAGCUGAUUUCUUCCCAAUUGACAUUACACGGCAUUUAGCAUGUGUGUAAGUGUUUAAACAUGCAGACUUUGGUCCUGUUUUACUUCAGCUGAUAUUAUGUAGAAGGUUGUCCGAAGCCAGAAACAAGACAUUUGCCAUAAUCCAGUCAUUCACGAUGUUACAGAAAAUGCAUGUUGUAGCCAUUGUGAAAUUCUGUCUGCUUUACACACUCCUGAUUUGUUCCUCUUCCCUCAGUGGCAGUGGUAGAGUGGAGCCAAUCAUAUGUACUCACUGGCCGCUUUCAUAGGGACACAUGAACACACGCUUAUCUUAUCAUGUGUCAUGAUCCAGGUGAGCUUCAGUCAAUGUGCACCUCAUAGUUUUUAGUACCAGAACGGCUACAUUGAGUAUACUAGAAACUGCUGAUAUUCUGGAAUUUUCACAUAACAGUCUUUAGUGUUUACACAGUAUAGUGCAAAAAACAACCAAACAUCCAUUGAGUGUGGUUUCUGGGUAAAAAUACCUUGAUGAUGAGAGAGGUCAGAGAAAAAAUGCCACAUUGGUUCAAAUUGCCAGGAAGGCCACAGUAACUUAAAUAAGGAUGAAAUAAAAUAAGAAAUAUGACCUGGAUACAGAUGGGCUCCAACAGCAAAAGACCACUGCUGGACAGUUCCAGUGAUACUUUUCAGGUCUUCAGCUGUCCAGUUUCAUUGAGCCUGUGCUUACUGUAGGUUCAGAUUCGUAUUCUUGGCUAACAGAGGUUGUAGCCUAUCCUAGAGACUGUUGGGCAUGACAAUCCCAAAAGAUCAGCAGUUUCUAAUAUACUAAAAUCAGCCGGUCAUGAGUAAGCAGGGGUACAUAUGCUUCUACUAUAGUGGCUGGCGAGUGUAUAUCGGUCCAUAAUAUAAAGGAUCAGGCAGACAGAAAUUCACUGCUGUUCUGUUAUGUUGGUUUUUUUGCUGCACGGAAAACCAAUAUAGCAUAGGUCAGGGUAUUUUGGAGUGUUAUCUCUAACUCUGCUGUCAGGGAGCCCUUUAUGAAGAAGAUUAAUAUAAAAGAGCAAUGCUUCCCAGGCAGUGGAGCUACUGAGAAAACCAUGGGCAUCACCAACCUGCCACAAUGUGAAUGCUUUAUUUUUCUACUUGAUACACUGGAACAGCUCUGGUUCAUUGAGGAUGGAAGUCUCCAAGGCUCUGGACGUUAUGGGGCUGUGCGAGACUUUGCUGCUUCUCUAAAGUUUUCCUAAUAAUGCACAGCACACAUGGUCUAUUAUAUUCGUACAGGACAUCAGUAUGUACACAGAAUAAUUCAGAUGCAGCCAAUAGCAGUGUCGGCCAUGGAGAAGAGGCUGACUCCGUCCAUACAGAAGAAAGCUGAUGUUGAAUUUUAUGGUGUUUGCCAGGUACUUCUGUGUACUUUCUUUGCAAACUGUCUUUCAAAAUAGGUGGACUCAAACUCAAAAAAGCCAUGCGUAGAAAUAUAAUCAGAAAUACAGAUAAAAUCUGGUGCCAGUGUUGCUACAGGUUGUGAAAGGAGGAUAAGACAGAACUGCCAUUAGAUCUGUGAUUCAAUGUUUGUGGAUGCUUGAAAGCUUAAAGGAAAUGGAUAAUCUCAAAUUUGCACUAUUGAAUGCUGUAAAAGUAAAGUGAAACUGGCAAGCUGUCUUUUUUUUUUUUUUUGUUACCCCUAAGGCACUGAGCAGACAAUCUAACAGUAGCUAUCUCACAGUCAGAUACCUAAAAUGUUGGUACAAGGAUAUAAAAAAAAAUAUUCAAAUGCUGCCUUAGUGAACUUUCCAAGGGCACAUGCAAUUUGCAUGUCAGUUUUGUUUUCCAUUAAUGAAAUUUCACCUUCAAGUUGCCUAAACCAUUGAGAGGUGAGAUGUGCAGUGGCACAGAGGCCUUUACAUUAGACCAGGGGUGUCCAGUCUUAUCCAGAAAGAGUUGGUGUGGUUCCAGUUUUCAUUCCAACCAAGCAGAAGUGAUACCUGAGUCUAUUGAAAGCCAAGAUGAACUGAAACCGGUGAAAUCAGGUGUGGCUCCUGCUUGAAUGGAAUCUCUCUUUGUGGAGAAGAUCGGACACCACCCGCAUUACACCUAAUUUGCUUAUGUGAAUCUCUGUAGAUAGAAAACUAUGCAACAUUGCAUACAAGCCUGAAAUUAACAAGCAUCAAGGCUUAUUGGUGAUGUAAAGUGUGGUACUGUAACAGACCAAAGGGCAUGUGCUGCCAGUAUCUAACGUCCUGUUUUACAGUCAGUAGCUAAUUAACGUGUUUGCACAAUAUAGGUAUGAUUUAAAUCUGUUCUGUUGUUUAGGCCUGAUUCCAAACAGUGUUAUUUUUUGUACAUUUUAUUGUAAAAUGCUUUUUUUUUUUUGUAGAAUCAGUAAAAAUAUUUUAGAAACGUUUUUUUUUUUUCUUUUCGAAAUCAUUGACUUAAUACUUAACUGGAUAAAAAGCUCACAUCACAUUGUUCGACUCUGAGUGAGGCACUAUGAUGUGUUUUAGAAAAUCUUUUAAAAAUAUGUAACAAAGCACAGUAUAUUUUUUAAGUUUUCCCCUGCAUUUUUUUUGUCUCUGUAAUAUAUACAAAUAACUCAUUUCUUUUCUAUAUGCAAUGUUAAUUCUGCAAAGAUGCCAGUAAUUUGUGCCUAGCACAUUUGAAUAUGUAACAUCAACAUGCGGAUUCACCACAAUUUGUCCACUAAAUUAUGACCGGAGGUUAAUUUCCCACACAUCUGCCAGACACGGAGACACAUUAUUCUAUUUGGCUGUAGACAAAAUGAACCACAGAUGAGAAGAUCUAAAUUAUUUAGCAUCAUACCAGCUACAGCUAAAAUAAUGUAAAUACCAGCUACAGCUAAAAUAAAGCACCACAAAAAAAAUGAUAUCUUAGCGAUAUCUAUAAUGAUAAUGAUAUCUAAGUGAAAAUAUCUGGAAUUCAAUCAGAUUUAUGUAGUCUUUUCUAUAAUAACAUUACAGCAAGCCAUAUGACUAUUAAACCUAUUUCUAGACAUGCUUUAUUAAUUCGAAGCAUAAAAUAGUCUGGUUUUAUUGGUCGAUAUGUUUAAUAUUAAGCAGUUAUUUCUAUAAAGGUGCAAAAAAAUGAUCUGCCAGCAGAACAGGAGCAUUUAAAGUGAGUUGAAGCAUCUAAAACAGGCUGUAUUAUCUCAUGUUUAAUUUAUAAUAAUUUCAUAAUAAGAAAUACAUUUGUAAAAUCACUUACUAAGAUAUUAUUUUUUAUAGUGUGACCAUAUAACAAUUAAGUUUUUCUUAUCUUCAAAAAUAUUUCCUGUAAGCCAUCUAAUCCACAAAUUGUAAUAACUAUUUGGAAUGCUUAAUUUUUAUUGCUUUUCUUUCUUUCUUUCUUUCUUUCUUUCUUUCUUUCUUUCUUUCUUUCUUUCUUUCUUUCUUUCUUUCUUUCUUUCUUUCUUUUUUAACAAAAUGAAUGAAUGAAUAGCUCUGGGCUGAUUUGUCAGAUCUGUGGUCCUAGGAGAGAUGGACCACCAGAACACAUCCCAGUUCAACUCUGGCUCUGUUGAAAUGUACUAGAAUAAAUCCUUAGGGUUAUGUUUAAAGAUUGUUUUAUUGUGAUUGUAGAGCAGUAAGUGUUGGUGCAGGGGGUGUGCAUGUUUAAUCAUGUUUAUGCUCUGGACUGUCUCUGAUUCUCUGGUUGAUGUCACACCAUUGCUGAGAUGCCAUGCAGUCACAGACUGCAGGAAAUACCUCAGAAAUGCAGCUAUGUACCUCAAAUUCCUUAAUCAUUUCAGUUGAUCUGCUUAGUGUUUUGUAAAACUGAUAGUGUGUCCCCGCUAGUCUCCUUAGCUACAUGCUUCAGGUAUAGCAUAGCUGGAUACAUGUGAUUGUGUGUGAAUAUAUAAUUGUAGGUGUUGCACUUAAUUUUUUUAUGCUCAGGAUUGGCAAAUCUCUGAUAUACUUGAGACAGACCACUUGUGCAAUUAAAAACCAUACUGAACUCCAUGACCACAUUUAAAUACUGAGUAAAUGUCUGUUUCUUCCAUUGAUAGCAAUAGCAGCAAUAUUCUGCACUCGCAGAAAAAAAAAAGUUUCUCCAGCAUUCUUGGAACUGUUAAGUCUUUCUUACUUUCCUAAAGUGACAGUUUUAGGCUGCUAGGUAGAACUUUUAAAGGUCUCUUCGAUGAACCUUUAAGAAUUCUUUUGAUUAUUUUUUUUCUAAGAGUGCAGAUCUAUGCCAAAGACACACAACAGUCCUCUCUUCUUCUGGUAAUGUUUUUAAUUUCUGUUAAGCAAGGUAGGUAUACACAUAAUCCAUAACAUGUAACUGUAUCAAGCAGAGUGUAAUGGCCAAACAGAUCGUUUAAGUCAAGUGCUGUGUAAGCACACUGGGUCUCAAAUAUACUCAAUGAAUAAUACAUUUUGUUACUGCCUUCUGUUUUUCCUUCAAAAUCAUAAGUAAGCAUCUGUUUUGUCUGUGUGGUAAUAAAACAUCCUGUUGCAUUCUAAUGUUUCAAAGUUAAAAAUAAAAAUAAAAAAACCUGCUUGCCA
Messenger RNA from Hemibagrus wyckioides, 6846 nucleotides. It is a transcript of the gene plekho1b, whose product is annotated as pleckstrin homology domain containing, family O member 1b. Gene Ontology annotation, cellular component: ruffle membrane; muscle cell projection membrane. The coding region runs from base 738 to 1952 and encodes 404 amino acids. The record is from RefSeq and is a predicted model, not a curated record. Gene Ontology annotation, biological process: regulation of myoblast fusion. NCBI's taxonomy places the organism in Eukaryota, Metazoa, Chordata, Actinopteri, Siluriformes, Bagridae. The transcript is spliced from 7 exons.